AGCAGGGUGCAAAGGCGCGCAUGCGCUUGGGAGGCCAGGCUAGUUGGCAGGUGUCAGGGUCGGUCGGCUACGGGAGAUGUGGAAGCCGGUGCUGUUGUUCCUCACUCUGUGCGCCGCGGGCGCCCGUGGCCUCUACUUCCACAUCGGCGAGACUGAGAAGCGUUGUUUCAUCGAGGAAAUCCCCGACGAGACCAUGGUCAUCGGCAACUACCGAACCCAGAUGUGGGACAGGCAGAAGGAGGCCUUCCUGCCCUCGACCCCCGGCCUGGGCAUGCACGUGGAGGUGAAGGACCCCGACGGCAAGGUCGUCCUGUCCCGGCAGUACGGCUCCGAGGGCCGCUUCACGUUUACUUCCCACACGCCCGGUGAGCAUCAGAUCUGCCUGCACUCCAACUCCACCAGGAUGGCCCUCUUUGCUGGGGGGAAGCUGCGAGUGCACCUGGACAUCCAGGUAGGGGAGCACGCCAAUAAUUACCCGGAGAUCGCUGCUAAGGAUAAGCUGACCGAGCUGCAGCUCCGGGCGCGCCAGCUGCUUGAUCAGGUGGAACAGAUUCAAAAGGAGCAGGAUUACCAGAGGUAUCGUGAAGAGCGCUUCCGUCUGACCAGCGAGAGCACUAAUCAGAGGGUGCUGUGGUGGUCCAUCGCGCAGACUGUCAUCCUCAUCAUCACCGGCAUCUGGCAGAUGCGUCACCUCAAGAGCUUCUUUGAGGCCAAGAAGUUGGUGUAGCACCCUCUCCACAUGACCCUUCCUUUCUGCCUCUAUUAUUUGGUACUCUCCUACCUACUCCCUCCACCAUCUGGAUUUUUGGUGGAGAGAAGAGAGGAAAAAGAAUAUCACCUUGGUACCAUGAAAACAAACCACUCAGAUCAGAUACUUGUUUAACCCUGGUUCUCAA
Fukomys damarensis (Damara mole-rat) is the source of this 896-nucleotide messenger RNA. It is a transcript of the gene Tmed4, whose product is annotated as transmembrane p24 trafficking protein 4. Bases 77 to 727 code for a protein of 216 amino acids. Gene Ontology annotation, cellular component: Golgi apparatus; endoplasmic reticulum-Golgi intermediate compartment; endoplasmic reticulum. NCBI's taxonomy places the organism in Eukaryota, Metazoa, Chordata, Mammalia, Rodentia, Bathyergidae. The transcript has 5 exons. The record is from RefSeq and is a predicted model, not a curated record. Gene Ontology annotation, biological process: positive regulation of canonical NF-kappaB signal transduction; endoplasmic reticulum to Golgi vesicle-mediated transport; intracellular protein transport.